AUGGAGGGUCUCCGGGCUACUCGGCAACUGGAUCUUUUCAUGUCACUGAAGAGAGACAUGGUUAUGGCGAAGAAGGCUCGCGAAGAUCUGAACAGUGAGGCUCAGUCCCGCCUCGCUACUGAGAAGGCUACCGACACCCUUAGGCUGGAAAAGGAUCGCCUGGGUAGUGAAGUGAAGGAGGCACAAAAGGCUCGCGCUAGCGCCGAAGCCGGAUUUAAGACCACUACCAAGCAAGCUGAGGAUCUGCGCCAACAGCUCCAUCUGUCCGAGAUAAACCUCGCGACAGAGAAGCAGAUGGUCUCAGAUCUUAAGGCCGAGCUAUCAAAGGCCAAGGAGGCGGCUCGCGUGGCCAGGGAGGCGGCCGAGGCAGCGGUGGCAACCUCAUAUGAACGUGGAGUUAGGGAUACCGAGGUUAGGCUGAUCGAGGAGGUGGCUACCGUAUGUAGGGAUUACAUCACUAUGUCUUGGGGGGUAGCCUUGGAUCGAGCGGCAGUUCCAGCAGACUCCGAUCUCAGGAAAGUUGAGAAUAUCUUCUUUCCAGAAGAUAUUCGUGAGAUUCCGGACUUGGUUCCUCCUGAGGAGCCCCUCCCUGGGAAAGCCACAACCUCGGAUUCCCAUAUACUUGAAGCUGAGGAGACGCAACCGGCUGCAAAGGACAAAUCGCCCGAGGACAGUCUCACAAUCAGGGAUGUUGUCGCACAAGCAAAGGAGGCCGUUCUGGAACCCCAGGCAGGAAAUGAUCAACUUGAGCCUACUCAGGGCUAA
Molecule: messenger RNA, 765 nt
Organism: Quercus robur (English oak)
Lineage: Eukaryota; Viridiplantae; Streptophyta; Magnoliopsida; Fagales; Fagaceae
Exons: 2
Coding region: 1-765 (254 amino acids)
Source: RefSeq, a predicted model, not a curated record